Kluyveromyces lactis is the source of this 1137-nucleotide messenger RNA. It is a transcript of the gene KRE29, whose product is annotated as Smc5-Smc6 complex subunit KRE29. Bases 1 to 1137 code for a protein of 378 amino acids. NCBI's taxonomy places the organism in Eukaryota, Fungi, Ascomycota, Saccharomycetes, Saccharomycetales, Saccharomycetaceae. The record is from RefSeq and is a predicted model, not a curated record. The transcript has a single exon.
AUGCUAUCAAAUGAUGAAGAUGAAGUCGUAGCGUCUUCAGAUGAUGGCCUAUAUGCCAAAAUAUGGGACAUAAGAGAUGAAGAACUAGAUGAUAACGGAAAAAAUAGUGACCACUUCUCUGAUCCUGGGGAGAGUUUCUUACUGAGCUCUGAUGAUGCUAUGCUACCAACUGAUAGAGUGUUAAACAACAUCAUGAGCUCCAACGCACAUAUAGGCACUAAAAGACGCAGAAGUACAGAUCGCGAGAAACUUUGGGAAGAAUGGCAUAAAUCGUUGAAAAGCUCAAUGGAAAUAAAUAACAUGACCAUGGAGCUGAAAUCAUUCACGGAUAAACGACCUGACGUUCAAGCUUCGCAGCGUAAGAAUUCUCCUCACUAUGACCGGCAGAAGCAAAUAGCUUACUCAAUUAAAAGAAACAUACCUACAUCAUUGUUGACUGAAUUAGCUGCUGACGUUUCGGAUAGUACUGUGGACUGGUACUUUUUAAGGGAAGAUCCUGAUUUUAGCGUGGUACCAAGCAGAUACUCAACGUUUUUGGGAAAAAGGUUAAGCAUUCCUCUAGAUGAUCUUUACAAGAAAUUCGGAGCUGAUCUUCGCGCAAAUAUAGAGUAUACAAACUGUCCUUAUGGUAAAUUAAUUCCGGUAGAAACUAUGUGCGGCCUUAUCGAAUCUAAUAAUUCGGAUAGCGUUCAAGCAUUUAAGCAUUUUAUCAAAUUCAUUCUUGAUAGAAAAAUAUCGGGUAAUUUAAAGACAAAAUGGGUUAUAAAUAUGUGGAAUCGUUUCACUUGUGAUAAAUUGUCGGUAUAUUUCGAAGUUACUCCACGAAAUUUUUAUCUAAUGCAUUACAGGUUAACUAGAUUAAUACCCAUUGAAAGUGAAAUUGUUUCUAAACUAUUUCCAAACGACAAUGAUGUAAUCACUGAGUUCGAAAAUUUACUAGAUUCUCAGGAAUGGACGUCUUUAUUGUAUUUUAUUAUACUUGUUUUAGGAACAUCUGCAUUACCGUUUGGCCCUUCACCGCGAAUGACGUACAUCAAAGACUGUAUAUUGGACUUAAAUUCACAAAACUCGUCAAAAAUACAAUUAUCGAUCAUAAAGGCAUAUCUUACAGUAUGUUCAAAAAUCACCCAGCGCUAG